AUGAAGGGGGAGGAUGAUGCAUCGUCGGAUGAGGAUUUUGUCGUCGCCUCAGACACUUCCGCCUCCGCCUCGAGGAAGCGGAAGGCGCCUGCAGCACGAGGAACCAAGGCCGUAAAGGCCACCACGCCCAGGAAGAAGCCCAAGGCCUCCGCUUCUGCACCCACCACCCACCUUCCGGGCGCGCAGGACAUCGAGGAGCUGGGCAAGACGUGCGCGUUCGACGAGGACCAGUGGUACGACGAGCACCAGCGCACGCUGCCCUGGCGCCGACGGCGCACCAUCGACGCCGACGGCCACGUCAUCGCGGCGCCCAAGGCCGAGGGAGGCGAUGGUGCCGAUGCCGAUGACGACGACGUGGGCUAUGGCGUGUGGGUCUCCGAGAUCAUGCUCCAGCAAACGCGAGUGGAGACGGUGAUCGAGUACUACAACAAAUGGAUGAAGAAGUGGCCCACCCCGCAUUCCCUCGCCGAUGCCACUCUUGAGGAGGUUAAUGAGGCGUGGACGGGCCUGGGCUACUAUCGCCGGGCCAAGUUCCUGCACGAGGGCGCCAAGGAGCUGGUCCGGCAGCACGACGGCCGGCUCCCGCGGACCGCGGCCGAGCUGCGGAAGAUCCCCGGCAUCGGACCCUACACCGCGGGCGCCAUCGCCUCGAUCGCCUACGACCAGCCCGCCCCGCUGGUGGACGGUAACGUGAUCCGUGUCUUGUCUCGCCUCAGGGCGAUCAAGGCGGAUUCGACCAACAAGAAGGUGGUGGACCUGUUUUGGAAGCUGGCCGGCGACUUGGUCGAUCCCAAGAGACCAGGCUGUUUCAACCAAGCCAUGAUGGAGCUCGGCGCCACAGUCUGCACGCCCAAAUCGCCCAAGUGCAAAGCCUGUCCGGUCUCGGCGCACUGCCUGGCGCUCGCCGAGGAGCUCGACGACGCGCGCCCUGACGGCGCGUCCGUCACGCAGUACCCCUACAAGCCGCCCAAGGCCAAGCAGCGCGAGGAGUCGGUCGUCGUCUGCGUGCUCGAGCGGCGCCGGGCCGCCACCGGUGGCGGUCGGUCAUCGUUCCUGCUGGUCCAGCGCCCGGCCAGCGGGCUGCUGGCGUCGCUCUGGGACUUCCCCUCGGUCAACCUGGGCGCCAAGGCCGACGGCGACGCGGAGGUGCCGCGAGCCCAGGCCGAGCGGGCCAUCGACGACCACCUCGCCCGGCUGCUCGGGGCGGACCACCCGGUCUGCCGAGCCAUCGACCACCACCAUCACCGCACACAGGGCCGCGCGGGCAACGAAGAAGAGGUGGCGGCCGAGGCCGAGGUGGAGCGGACGUACGUGGGCGAGGCGACGUUUCUGUUCUCGCACAUCAAACACUUCUACCGGGUCGAAUGGCUACGCAUCACCACCACCGACAACGACGAAGACGAAGACGACGUUCGAUGGCAGACAACAACAACGAAAACGACUACAAAAGCGAAGAAGACGAAUAAGAAGGCGAAGAAGGAGGAGGAUGAAGAUGAUGGUGAUGAAGAGGUGGUGAUGAGGUGGCUGGGCGAAGAGGAACUGAAGGAGGCGGCGAUUCCGAAGGGCAUGAAGAACUGCUUCGCGCUGGUCGAGGCGAGUCGGAGGAAGACCCCGCAGGAGCGACGCAAGGCCAGCGUCGACAGCCGCAAGAAGCAGAAGAGCAUCGCCGCCUUCUUCAACAGCAGCAAGACCAACAAGCCAGCCUAG
Acanthamoeba castellanii str. Neff is the source of this 1707-nucleotide messenger RNA. Its product is annotated as A/Gspecific adenine glycosylase. Gene Ontology annotation, molecular function: 4 iron, 4 sulfur cluster binding; 8-oxo-7,8-dihydroguanine DNA N-glycosylase activity; oxidized purine DNA binding. The coding region runs from base 1 to 1707 and encodes 568 amino acids. Gene Ontology annotation, biological process: base-excision repair; mismatch repair. NCBI's taxonomy places the organism in Eukaryota, Discosea, Longamoebia, Acanthamoebidae. Gene Ontology annotation, cellular component: nucleus. The record is from RefSeq and is a predicted model, not a curated record. The transcript is spliced from 8 exons.